CUCGCGAAAGCGAAGAGUUGUAGUCCCAAAGUCUCCCUCCCUCUCUCUGCAAACCGCCCAAAAUCUUAAUCCCUCUCGCUCUCUCCUUCCAUCCAUCGCUGCACCCAUCGAAAUUCAAUUAAUUAGAGAUCGAUCUUCCCCUCUAUUCCACACGAUUCGAAAAAACCCUAAUUUUCUUGCGACUCCCCGUCAGAUUCCGGCCGCUUCCAACGUCAGACACCGAUCGGUCGCCGUUCAAUAUCCAGAUUCGUCUUCUUCCAAACGUCAGCAUCGAAAUCUCAUUCCCCUUUCCUCCGAUAGGAACCGUCAAAAUUAGGGUUUGGGCCAUCCCUCCCGCUACGUCCGUUCCACUCCGCCAUGCCACGGAGCUCCCGACAGAAAUCUCGCAGUCAACACGAGCACGGCUAUAAGGAUUCGAGAGAGCGUACGGAUUCCGAAGAAGAAGAGAUGUCGAGAGAAAGGAAGCGGAAGGAAGAUUCUGGAACUAGGGUUUCGGAAACCGCGGAAAAGAGGAAGAGGCGGUCGCCGUCGCAGCAAGGGAAAGAUCCGUUAGAUUCCAGUGCUCUGAAGAGGAGGAAAGAUAGGGCCGAUUCCGCGGUUGCCGAUCGGUGGAAUGGCAGUGGCAGCAACGAUGAGCCGACCAAGGGUUUGGUUAGGGAUUCCGAAAGCAGGUCGAGCAGGAGGCGCGAGAGCCUGAGUGAAAGGAAAGAUGAGGUUUUGAUGACAGAGGAGGAGGCAAAGAAGGGCAGUGGAAGGGCAGAGACGAAGCGGAAGUCGGAGAAGGAUCUGGAACGGAAAGAGGUUUAUAAGGAUGUGAAGGAGAAGGAAAGGGGAGUGGAUAGGGAUAAGAAGGUUCAAGAUGGCCGUCCUGAAAGAUCGGCUGAUGGGGGCAGUGACGUGAGUAGGAAACAGGGAAUGCAAAUGGGUGGUUUGGAAGAAGACCAUAAGGCCAAACGUGAAGUAGAAAUUACUGCUGCAUUGUACGCAGAAUGGAAACAACAGGAUGAACUGCGCAAUCCUGAGUUAGAGAAAGAACUCGACAAACGGAUAAGGAAAAGAGAUAGCUCUGGUUAUAAGGAUAAAUUGCAGGAGGGUGUUAGAGAUGGUGACGAUAGACGAUUAUCUUCCAACAAUGAUCGUCUAAAAAAUGGUGAUUACAAAAAUGAAAAGCAUAAAGAUAGCAGAUACAGUGAUAAGUACCGUGAAGAUCUUGAUAGGGAUGAUAGACACCGAGAUGAUAAGCACAGAGAUGAGCGCUCAAGAGAUCAUAGCAGUGACAGGUCCCAUAAUAAGCGUUUCAAGGAUGAAAGUAAGCCUUCUGGAAAUUGUCAUAAGAAAGCUAAGCUUCAUGAGACUGAACAUGGUGGUAGUCCCUAUGAUGAUGAUCGAAUCAGGAGCAAGGAGAAAAGGGAAAGAAAAAGGUCUUCUGAUGAUAUGGAUGAUUAUACCGAUCUAAUGUCACGAAGUCCCAAGGAACACAGUACUAAUGUGGAGAAGAAAAGGUUGAGCAGUGGUAAACUAGAUACCCUUACAGACAGGGGAAGGUCUGACUCGCGUAAUCACCAAUCGGAUGUUCAUUCUAUGCCAUGCAAUAGCCGAUUGAAGAGUUCUCCCAGCUCAAGUACUCGUAUUAUCAAGGAUCUGUGCAGGCAUGGCUCAAGGCAAGCAGAGUCUAGGGAUGGAUUGUCUGAAGAAAGACUUCAGCCUAAUACUGCUUCUAGAAGAGAGGUUUCUAGUGUCUCUGGAGGCACCGAGAGAGUCUCUGAGUCCCGGUCCACAGAGAAGCCCAAACAAAAGGAUUACAACCAUUUCGGUGAAUCAUCAGCAGAGAAUUCUGCCGCUUCCAAAUACAAAAGGCCCUCAAAAACUGAUCACCAGGCAUCACCCAUUCAAUUAGCAGAAAAAUCACCUUCCUCAACAAGCGGUGACAGGGGAGUUCCAAACAGAGCUGGUGUGACUCAUAGUGUUGAUGGUGAAGAAAUGGGGCAGAGGAGUGCCUCCAGGGAUGCUAGAGAUCAUUUCAGUGGUGAUGAUAGAGGUCUGAAGUCGCCCAUGGAGAAGCGAAGAGUAGAUGAACUUUGUCAAGCAGAAGAGCUCGGUGGUGAGCCAGCACCUACUGGAAAUAGAGCUGGUAAAUUGCCUUGUAACUCACCGAGUCUUCUACCUCUUCAACCUCCUAGGCUUGCAAUUGACAAUCCUUCUGUUUUGGGCUCGUUGGAAGAAGACACUCGGGGUCAGGCUGGUGACCGGAAGCCCAACUCCAACAACCGUUACAAAAGAAAUGGGGAUCCCAAUACAGGAAGAGGGCAGGGAAAUGCUUGGAAGGGUGUCCCCAACUGGCCUUCACCGGCAAAUGGCUUCAUCCCUUUUCAACAUGGGCUGCCUCCCAGUGGAUUUCAUGCAGCGGUACCACAGUUUCCUGCCCCAACUCUGUAUGGCGUCAGACCGUCCAUGGACUUGAGUCAUACUGGGCUAUCUUUUCACAUGCAUGAUGCGGAGAGGUUUCCUGGUCACACCCGUACAUUUGGUUGGCGAACCCCAGCAGAUGAAUCGUUUGCUCCUCACUUGCAUGGUUGGGAUGGAAGCAAUGGUGUCUUUGGAGACGAAUCUAAUAUCUAUGGGAGGUCAGAUUGGGAUCAGAAUAAGCACUUGAUGAGCAGUCGAAGGUGGGAGGUGAAUGCAGAUGCUUGGAAGGGACAAAAUGGAAACACGAUUAUAGAGUUUCCAACGCUUCAGAAGGAAUCAGAUUAUUUGGCACGAAUUCCUGAUGAGCAGUCUGACCACCGGUCUCGGAAUGAGCAGAGUCAGCCUGAACAUUUCCCAGCCGAAAGCAUUGAAAUAAAGCGAGCUGAUGAUACUCCUUUGGCAAAAAAUACUGCAGGGAUUACUCCAGUAAAUGAAGUUGUGCCUGACCCUUCAAGUGUAUCAACUCAUGAUGGUCGUCAUUUUUGUUGUUUUUAUCUGUCUAAGCUUGACAUCUCAGUAGAUCUCGCCCUUCCCGAGUCAUAUCAACAGUGCUUGAGCUUAUUGGAUAUGGAGGGAGGCAGAACUGGCGAGAGUAAUGGCAUGAUGCAUGUAUGCUCAGAGGGGGAUGAGGAGGUUGGGGCAAAGAUUUCCAAUCACAGUCUGAAGGAAUCUCUCUUCCCUGCAAUAACAGACACCAUUUUUCAGCGAGCCAUGGACCUUUAUAAGAAGCAGAAAGAAGAAAGAAAUGUGAAGAUUCCUGUCUCGACUUCUCCUGGGUCAGAACUGAAGAAAGUAUCCCCAGCUUCUGAUGAAGGAAAAGUGGAACCAGUCGAUGAUCGCUCCUGCAUGGAGCAUGCUCUUCCUGAUACUGAUCAAUCUAGCCACAAGGAAGGUGAGAACAGGAAUGGCGAUUCUGAAGGCGAUCCUUUUGGCGAUUCCAAGGAAAAAGAAUCUGGUACUACAUCCAGUGUCAAUGUUUUUGGUGAUGGUUCUCUGGCAUGUGAGGCUUUAAUGCCCGAAUUGAGUGGGUGUAGGGUAAAUUUAAGUCGGAUACAUAAUUCUCCAGAAAGUACACAUUGAGACAAUUUCUAUUACAUGCCUUUUGAAAUGCCCCUUCUCAUUGAAAUUCAUGUGCCCUGGUAUCUAUCGGCCUCUGCCGAUCUGCAUCAGUUUAGCUCUA
Molecule: messenger RNA, 3646 nt
Organism: Magnolia sinica
Lineage: Eukaryota; Viridiplantae; Streptophyta; Magnoliopsida; Magnoliales; Magnoliaceae
Exons: 5
Coding region: 358-3546 (1062 amino acids)
Source: RefSeq, a predicted model, not a curated record